Messenger RNA from Sclerotinia trifoliorum, 4086 nucleotides. Lineage: Eukaryota; Fungi; Ascomycota; Leotiomycetes; Helotiales; Sclerotiniaceae. The record is from the annotation of a GenBank genome assembly.
GAUCAUUGCGCUCUUUUCCAAGCCGUCUCAAAAUACCUUCAUGUCCAUUUCUAAUCAUUACUGAUUUUCAAGGCACUACCGACUACGGGAACUAAAUUUAACUUCCGUUAUCCCAUAUCACAUCUAACGGCGCCGGCCGUCUCCAGAAUCCUAUCUUCCUACCCCAACCAAAUAUUCCACGAAACUUAUCUGCUCGCCCAUCUUCUCGAAUGUUCUCGCCACGUCUACUCAUUUGCGAGCGAGCACGUAAAAUUUCAUUUCUCUUCGGAAUCUAUUCCCUCCAUCCCCCUCACAUCAAGUUAGCCGUGGAAUUGGGCCUUACCCACCCGCAUCCUUACCAGUGAUAUCACUCGGAUCAAUCUAUCCACAUUCAAGAAGAUUAACCCCAAGCGGUCAAAGCAUUUUCCGCGGAUGGGAAUGGUUACAACAUCUCAAUCAUGAUCCAGACCAACUUCUCAAUCUCCUAUCUAUAUAUGCAGAGAGGUGGACAAAUAUUAUUGCCCUAUGACGCCAACAUAUGUUAGGUUAGCCCAACACGAUGAUUCCGGGAAUAAUGAUGCGAGGCUUUGACCUGAUGUUCGUUAGUGCAGAUCCGGAUCGUCGUGGUCGUGGGGUAGGAAUAAGCUUUUAUACAUUCCGAAAAUAAACAGAUCUUCUCGAAAUAGAAAGUCUUUGAUUACCUAGGUACCUACUUUCGAAAAUCCCCCCGGGCUCGGUUAGCACGGCCUGAUACUAUUGAUCUCUGAAGCGGUGGUAAGUGCUCCAUUGAUCGUCCUUGGGCCGAUAUCUUCAUUCUCUCUAUAUCUGCCUUAUGAUUCCGUAUUUUCCGGGUCUUUACUCAUGAUCGGCUUUCUUUUUGAAGCGUAAGAUCUCGUGGAUUCGGGAAUGCCGAUUGAUAGUCUUGAGGAGAAUCCAAAGUCUUGGCUUGAGGCCCAAUGAAUACCUCUAUUCAAAUGAAAAUCCUAUCUGAGUUGCCGCGGAAAAUGGAGAUAAUUAUAUUGGCUCUCCAUACGCUUCAGCCGCAUAUAUUUAUGGUCCAAUUAUGUAUAUUGAUGAGCGAAGAACUUAGCGGUACUUCCUUUCAAAUCAAGAUUUCCCUGUGACUUCACCCUCCCUCACCAGCUACGACUUCAAAAAGUCACUAUAAAUCUACUAAAAAUCCAUUAUUCAUUGUGGGGACACUUUCCAGAGGUAGAAAUACCAUGAAAAAAUGAUAUUGCGUUAGCCAGGAAUCAAAUCCGGGUGGUGGCGAUCCAUUUCGAUGGGAACCUAAUCGCCGUCCCUUUACCCGCGACCUUUUGUAUCCCCACUACUUCCAACUAUGUCGACGCUAUGUAUGUGAUACUUGAAAGUUAGCAUCAUCUCCUAGACGAUUUUGUCAUUCCUAGGGUGCACUUCCCCGGGCUUCGUUAUUCUAGCACCGGCAUCUACCAUUCCUCUCACGCUUUCCAUCAAGACAACCUGUUCGAUACUAGAAGCUUCUUUUUGGAAGAUCUACCUUUCUUUUCUCCUCGACAAGUUUAGUAGCCAGUUCGUUUGUGAACCUGGGUUAGAAUCGUUGAACAUGCUAGAUACCUCGAGAGAUAUUGUCUGUCGGUAUUCUUCACUUUCACUUCCACCUACAAUUUCACAAAUUCACCUGUCAAUCCUACUUUUGUUGUUUUCAGGAAUACCUGGCAAAUUCACCUCGCCCCUUCCGUUUACCCCACUUCAUCUUCAAGAUUCAAGACCUUCGCAUUUGGGAAUUCCUUCCAACCUACAAAUCUUGGACUCCAAUACUAACAACCAAAAACAUCUAGAGGUCCUUGGACAACUUGACAGAAUGGCCGUUCUUGACUCUUUGCCUGGAAUCGAGGUUACUAUGUGCGUCGAUGGAGAAUCAUUGAAGGAAUACGAGAACAAUGAACAUGAAGCAAUGUUGGUGGAGCCAGAAGCACUCGAUGAGAAGUUUGAAGUCGUCAAACAUCAACGUUCUGUGACUGUCAAGAAGUUUGUCGAAUCUGAGGCGGGCAAAUUAUUUUCAAUCAGGUGCGCCGCCAAGGAUCCCUACAGAUAUACAGGCGCUUGUACCCAUAUUACAUUCGAAUGUCUCGUCGAUGGCGAGAUUGUGACUGGGGGCAUUUCCAUGAGCAAAGAUGAAUACGAGGAGUAUGGGUUUAGCUACAAUGACGUGAUUAUGGGAAACAUAUAUCAGGAGCAAGGACAGGAACUGCUGCAAAGGUUUCAAUUUAUCAAGACGCGCAUGAGUAAGAGUGCGAGAGCCGCGUGACUUUAAGAAGCAUACUGAGAUGACACCAGUCGAUGACAAUCCAAUCUCAGAGGCUACUGAUCCCUAUGAAAGAACAUGUUUGAUGGGGAAAAUCGAGGUUCGAGUCUUUCGAAUGUUGUUCAUAGGAUAUGCUGGAAGACCCAACAAUACGUCAUUGACUACUCAGGUCGAUGUUCCUGAGAGAAUGUUGAAGGGAGAAGCAAAAUCGCAUAGUACAUUGUAAGCCUCUUGAUCUUCCACUUACUACUUUAUGAUUGAAUUAUGAUUGGCUCUGACUGACCUUGCGAAUAGGUUUGGAAAGGGAGAGGUUAUAGAACCACGCAACUAUGCGGACGCGGAAUUCUGUGGUGGUGGAGUGGACUAUCCUAUUGCAAUAUUCAAAUUUCAAUAUGGUUCGAAAGGUUGGAGUUGUUUCACAGAACCUCCUUUAUAUCCAUUAAGUACGACUAAUGAUUGAACUACGCAGAGGAUCUCGAAUCACUAGGAGUUAUUAAAAGAUGUCCGGAGCCAAAGAUUGAGCCAGAGUUUUGCUUUUGUUCUGACCUUGAGUCGGUACUCAAGCCGAUCAGCGAGCCUCAAACUCCAAAAAUGCCAUUGUUAGACAUAAAGGUAGAGAGGGAGCUGUUACAGAAGACUUCUCAUGCCGAAUCAACCUCAAGUACACCAGUAGACACAUUCGUCUGUUCACCACUCAAGCAAGAGCUUCAAGAGGCUGAUAGACGAAAUCCCGCAAGAACAGCUCCCACGCAACCCGUUAUCUCUCCUAAUCACUUAUCGCCACCGAAUCCUGAAAACUUAAACAUUCAAACUUUGAAUCCGACACAGACUGGUCAACUGAUUGGUCAAAUUGGCCAGCCCUUGCAAUUAUUGCAAGGCCAAGUUGGGCAGCCUGCACAAGUACUUGCCCAUACACCUGCGUCAUUCCGAGCAAAUAAUACUGCAGCAGCUACUCCAACUCCACCAGUAUCCGCUAGCAGCAGUAGUGGUGUCAAUGUGAGUACUUCAGAUCCACCAAUCAAGCGUGAGCGAGAACAAAGCGGGAGUAGAGAUCGCAAGAGACGUCGCAAGCCAAGGGGAAAAGUCACAAUUGACCUUACAGAGGAUGAUUCCGACGAUAAUAUUGUGAUCGAUCUUGAUUCAGAUUGAGCCUCCGGAAUUUCCUUGAGGUCCUUGAGUAUCGACUUCCGGUCUUUACGUUGGAGCGUCUGAGAUGGUCCCGGAGCGUUCUCUAGUUCUUCUAGCUCUUAAUGACUUCACUCUAUCUAGUGCUAUUAUUAUCUCCAAGGGGAAUUAUGCCGUUCAUCAAAGUUUGGAGGGGGCCCAUACAUGAUUGGGCAUUAUUAUUAGGUCAAUGGGUAUGCAUCCGAGCGAGAAACAGAGGUUGCUACGUAUAUUCAUAGCCUUGCAGGACUUCUGGCAAUAUAAGCCAUCAAAAGUAUAUGAGAGAAUCCUACAAAUACAGCACUACUUCAUUUUCCUGGCAGGUAUGCGGUUAAUUCCCAUGAAUAUGUGCCAAGGCUUCGAAGUUUUGCGGUAUUCAGACAAAGAUUUCAUCUAAACUAUUCAUAACAAGAAUAAGAACCCGUACAACCACGUAAUAUCCCUAACGAGAAAGAUAUAAUAAUUCACUCCUGAUCCGGUGACAGUUUGCCGGAAAUCUACAAAAUUUCUAGCUCAAAUUUAUCGUUGAUUACCCCGCUCUUGCUCUUGACUGGAGCUUGGAGAUAUAUUCUCCAAGUUUCGUUUUUCAGGCUUCCUCCUCUAGGCUCCUCUAUCGUUAUUAACCCUCCCAAAACUUACCAACAACACUCAGUCUU